Molecule: messenger RNA, 9199 nt
Organism: Acanthochromis polyacanthus (spiny chromis)
Lineage: Eukaryota; Metazoa; Chordata; Actinopteri; Pomacentridae
Product: regulating synaptic membrane exocytosis protein 1-like
Biological process (GO): calcium ion-regulated exocytosis of neurotransmitter; regulation of membrane potential; positive regulation of synaptic transmission
Cellular component (GO): cytoskeleton of presynaptic active zone; presynaptic membrane
Molecular function (GO): transmembrane transporter binding; small GTPase binding
Source: RefSeq, a predicted model, not a curated record
UUGAAGUCUUGAACGCUUCGUGCACGGUCAAGGUGUGUGCGCUGGAAAAACGAGGCGCGUGUGUGUGAAGCCACACUGAAGGCUGCAUGUGAUGAUGGUGAGGACCGUUCUCACAUGAGUAAGCGCGCCUCCGCAAAAACCAAAGAGGAAGGAGAGGAGGGCUGCAUUCCCAUUGACUGAGAGAGAGAGAAGGGGGGAGAGGGGGAGAGAGAGAGGUAGAGAGGACUCCGCCUUUACCGCCCCAACAUCCAGUUCCAGUCCGACGGCGGCGGCGCAGCCACCACCGAUCGACCGAAAGCACCAGGAGCCCAGUGUAGCUCGACCCGACAUCCCGGCGCAGAGAAACGGACAUGGGCUCCCCGUGAAACCGGGCGGUGGAGGGGAGAGGAGGGCCGGCGGGGGGUGGGGGGGAGCGACGACGAGAGCGUGGUGGGAGAAACACCCAGAGAGAGCGACAGAGAGCGGACAAACAAAAGCACAACCGAGCGGUGCCUGCAACCAUGAGCGGCUCGCACUAUUCGCCGGAGCUGCGGCUGGCGCUGCUGCCGCCGCGCCGCCCGCGGACCAUGUCGUGAGGUGUGGCUCGGAAACGCUCCGGGGAACCUGUCAGCCGAAACGACACGCCGAGGAGGAGCAGCAGGAGGUGGUGGUGGAGGUGGGGUGGUGGUCGAAAAGAUGUCCGCCUCGGUGGGGCCCCAGGGCGGCCCUCGCCCACCCACCGUGCCGCCAUCCAUGCCGGAUCUGCCGGACCUGAGCCACCUCACCGAGGAGGAGAGGAAGAUCAUCAUGGCAGUGAUGGCUCGGCAAAAGGAGGAAGAGGAGAAAGAACAAGCCAUGCUUAAAACGCUGCACCAGCAGUUCGAGAGCUACAAACAGGAAGUGCGUCGCAUCGGGGCCGAGACGCGACGCCAGCAGACGCUGCAGAAGGACGACGCACCGACGUGUGGAAUCUGCCGCAAGACCAAGUUCGCCGACGGCUGCGGCCACCUCUGCUCCUACUGCCAGACCAAAUUCUGCGCUCGCUGUGGAGGAAGAGUCUCUCUGCGCUCCAACAAUUGUCUCAUAGUGAAGGACAGGGUAAUGUGGGUAUGCAACCUGUGCCGUAAGCAGCAGGAGAUCCUCACCAAAUCAGGAGAAUGGUUUUCGGGUUCAGGGGUGCGGCCUGGGAGCCAGGGCAACUCCUUGACCGACCCGGCCACAGGAGGUGAGGCCCAGCGGGACACAAAGCUGCUCCGCUCCAGGUCCCAAGCUCCGCCCUCCAGCACCAACAGCGGGCCACAGACCGGCGUCCCUGCUGUCAAGAGAACCGACACCAUGCUGGGCUCUCGCUCCCAAAGCGAACCACCGAGAGAAAAGAAAAGGCCGGUUUCCCUCCAUGAACAGAAUGGUAAAGGAGGGAUGGGACGUGGUAGUGGACGGAGACCAGCUGGAAAGGUUCAGUCUCAGUCGUCUCUGGACGAACGGAUCGGACCUGCAGAACGAGAGAGGCGACUUGGAGAUGGACGACGGCUGGAGAAGAUCCAUUCUCAGGACUACGAAGAUGGAGAUGAAAACCUGAGUCGGUCAGAGAAACACCGGCGACGCCCAGAAGACGAGGAGCAGAGGGAGCGGCAGCGCAGAGAGGAGGAAUUCCAGAACCGGUACCGCAGUGACCCAAAUCUGGCAAGAUACCCGGUGAAACCGCAGAAGGAGGAGCAGGAGAUGCGAAUGCACGCCAAGGUGUCCAAGGUGAGGCACGAGCGACGGCACAGCGACCUUGCCAUCAAUGAAGUGGGACUGGAGGGAGGCAGCGGGGGAGGAGGAGCAGGGGAGGUGCCUGAGAACCGCCUGGCCAGGAGGGGCGGCAGUGGGGAGGGAGACCGUAAGGUCCCCUUGGAGAACCACCGGGCCUACUCCGUGGAUAGGACCGUGGGAGGGGGGGCGCCACCGGCCGGAGGUGGAGGGAGAUCAGGGCCUCAAACCGGGGGACCAGCGUCUCUGGACUGGGGCCCCAGCAACGGCCGCCUGGAGCCCACACGGACGUCACGGGACAAAGGUGGGGACAACCUGCUGAGGAAGGACUCUCAGAGCUCGGACCAGUCGGAGUCUCUGCGGCCCCCCCCACGGUCACACAAGAGCAAGCGCGGAGUCAACAGGAGGCAGAUGUCCAUCAGCAGCUCAGAGGAGGAGGGCGGCUCCACGCCCGAGUACACCAGCUGUGAGGACGUGGACAUGGAAAGCGUCAGCGAGAAAGGUGACUGGGACUGUCAUUCUCUAGAUCCUGCAGUGUGCCAUCAUCCAGUUACGUGGCAGCCGUCCAAAGAAGGCGACCACCUGAUUGGACGCAUCACGCUGAGCAAGAGGUCGGCGAUGCCCCGCGAGGCCGGAUCCCUCCUGGGCCUGAAGGUGGUGGGAGGGAAGAUGACGGAGACAGGGAGACUCGGGGCCUUCAUCACCAAAGUGAAAAAAGGCAGCCUGGCAGAUGUUGUGGGACACCUACGCGCAGGUGAUGAAGUGUUGCAGUGGAAUGGAAAGUCGUUGCCAGGAGCAACCAAGAAAGAAGUGUACAACAUCAUUCUUGAAUCCAAGGCCGAGCCUCUAGUGGAGAUUGUUGUUUCCAGACCUAUCGGAGACAUCCCAAGAAUCCCAGCGUCCCCUCACCCACCUCUAGAAUCCACGGGCUCCAGUUCCUUUGAGUCUCAGAAGAUGGACCGUCCCUCCAUAUCGGUGAUGUCCCCGACCAGCCCCGGGACCCUCAGAGACCUUCCUCUGGUCCUUCCCGGACAGCUCUCUGUAAAGCUGUGGUACGACAAAGUGGGUCAUCAGCUGAUCGUCAAUGUUCUUCAAGCCAUAGACCUGCCGGCCCGACCGGAUGGGCGACCGAGGAAUCCCUACGUCAAGAUGUACUUCCUGCCUGACCGGAGCGAUAAGAGCAAACGACGGACUAAAACGGUGAAGAAGAGCGCAGAGCCCAAGUGGAACCAGACCUUCCUUUAUUCCCACGUUCACCGACGGGACUUCAGAGAGCGAAUGCUGGAGAUCACUGUGUGGGAUCAACCCCGAGUCCAGGAGGAGGAGAGUGAGUUCCUGGGAGAGAUCCUGAUCGUGCUGGAGACGGCCUUGUUGGACGACAUUCCUCACUGGUAUAAACUGCAGACCCAUGACGUGUCCUCCAUCCCUCUGCCUCAGCCAUCGCCGUACCUCCCUCGAAGACAUGGAGGCCACGGAGACAGUCCCAGCAAGAAGCUGCAGAGGUCCCAUCGCAUCAUUGAUACAGAGUUUGAUGAUGGUUUGGUAGUAGUGACUAAAGGUGCAGAGCGAAACUCUAGAGAACGGGAGCGCGGCAGCAUGUUAGCGGUUCCCGAGCAGCAGCGGCCCGUCCAGCACCGAUCGCGCUCGGUGUCUCCUCACCGCGAGGACUCCUGCAGGGCUCGGUCUCGACCUGCUCACGUACCAAUGCAAAGAAGUUUGGAUGAGAUCCACCAGAACCGCCACCAUUCCCCGUCCCUCUACCACGAGCCUCACCUGGAACACCAGCGCUCAGGUGACUCGGACUACGAGUACUCUGAGGACAGUGAGGUCCUGGAGAUGCACAGGUCUGUCCGGGGCGGGAGUGCCGAGUGCCUGCACACAAACAGGGGCGUAGGUAGAUACAACAACACACUGCCCCCCAAAAUGCCCCUGUUAGUAAACGGUAUCCAUAAAGACAUUUACAGCGACCUGCAGCCGUCGUUGGACAGAGUGAGGAGUGCCAGCACUACAUGUCUGAGACCAGACUCCAACUUUCACUCCCCUGACAGAGACAGGUCCUCCAACUCUUUGCCCCGCAAGACUCCCCCAAGCCCCGAGAUCAUAGUAGAACAUGUGGCCCCUGAAGAAGACAGGCAGUGUAGCAAUUCAUCAAGUCCAGACUGUCACAGGGGCAGUAAGAAAAGCCUGGAGGGGGAGAGUCGUAUCCAGCCCACCUCUAUCCUGAGGGGCAGUCGAGGCCGAGGGGGUCCGCUGAGGCCAUUUGGCCACACAGUGCUGUCAGGGUCCUGUCCAAACUCUCCACGACUGGACAGAGCACACCCUCACGGCAGCCCCUCUCCUCCCACCGGGACGCCCUCAUCAGGUCGCAGGGGUAGGCAGCUGCCACAGCUUCCUGCAAAGAGCAGCAGCAUAGAGCAAGUCCUUACAGUUGAGGAUCGAGCCCGACAGCUGCCGAUGAAAGUACAUUCCUACCGGCCUUCAGCCUCCCACGACCCUAAGCUGGACCUCAAGACCAAACGGGAGAUGUACGCAGAGCGGAGGCGUAGCAGUGACAACAUGUCAGCCAGAUCUUCGGACAGCGAAUUGAGCGAUGGGUCGGCGCUCUCCCGAGCCAGCAGUGCCUCUCACCUCAGCUACAUAUCGGUCCAAUCCGAGCGGCCCGGAGGACGACUCAGUCGGCAGGUGCGUUCGAUGGGUGGCAGCAUGCUGAAGAGCUCCAGUGUGAGCGGUGAGAUCUACACGCAGGAGCGAACCGACGGCAGCCAAUCAGACACUGCGCUGGGAACGGUGGGCGGCGGCAGCAAGAAGAGACGCUCCAGCCUCAGCGCCAGAGUGGUGGCCAUCGUUGGCAACCGUCGCAGCCGCAGCACCUCCCAGAUCAGCGGACCCGAGGGGAAGAGUAAGAAGGAGAAGGGCGCCCCCAUCAAGAGGAGCACUGAGACCGGCAUGGCGGUGGAGCUGCCCAGGAACAUGAGCCGGCAGCCGAGCAGAGAGUCCAACAACGGCAGCAUGAACAGCUACAACUCUGAGGGAAAUUUGAUCUUCUCUGGAGUGAAUCUGGGUGCCAGCAGUCAGUUCAGUGAUUUCCUGGAUGGACUGGGACCAGCUCAGUUAGUGGGCAGACAGACUCUGGCUACUCCUGCUAUAGGUGACAUCCAGAUCGCUAUGAUGGAGAAAAAGGGUCAGCUGGAGGUGGAGGUUAUCAGAGCUCGAGGGCUCGUCCAAAAGCCAGGAUCCAAAUCUCUCCCUGCUCCAUAUGUCAAAGUCUACCUGCUGAAUAAUGGAGCGUAUGUAGCCAAAAAGAAAACCAAGAUUGCACGGAAAACACUUGACCCACUGUACCAGCAAGCACUGCUAUUCGAGGAGAGUCCACAGGGGAAAGUCUUACAGGUGAUUGUGUGGGGAGACUAUGGCCGCAUGGACCACAAGAGCUUCAUGGGAGUUGCACAAAUCCUAUUGGAGGAGCUGGACUUAUCAAGCACAGCCAUUGGUUGGUAUAAGUUGUUCCCGCCGUCCUCGCUGGUGGAUCCGACGCUCGCCUCUCUGACCCGGCGAGCUUCUCAGUCGUCCCUCGACAGCUCGUCUGGACCGCCGGGCGUCCGGUCAUAGUGGACCAACGACAACGAUAAAAAACAAAACUGCAGAAAGAAACAAAAACAAAAUGCGGCGGAAAAUGUAGAGGAACAGCAAUCAGAAGUGAGAAAGCUUUGUUGAAAAAUCUGACAAUCACUCCUGCCGUGGUUUAACGGUUUGUUGUUGGGAGCAUUUCAGUGUUUCAUAUCCAUUCAAAGAAGAAUCUCAUAGUUUUCUCUGUGUGCGGCGAAAGAAGCAAGGCUGCUGCAAUUCUGAAACGAAAGCAGGGUGGUUUUUAACUGAAUCAACAAUAGCGAAGAAAUGUAUGUAAGCGUCGGAAUGUAUGGACUGGAGACAGAGGUAAUCACCCUCCACGCCUGCAGGAGGCGCCGUCCUCCCUGCAGAGGCCUCCUCCAGAAGCCCAGCAGACUGUUGGUGCUCCCGACCCCAGGCAGGGAGCCCCCGCAUGGGCCUUCAGUCUGGAAGCACAGGGCCUCCUUCUGGUGCCUCGGACCUCGGAGCCGAUCGCUGGUCCCUUCUCUGUCGAAAGAUCCUCUUUUCAACAUGUUUACCAUGGCUGCACUGAAGCCGCACUGUUUUAGCGUGUUUGCUUUGUCGUUCAUUUCUUUCCCUUUGUUACUACUGGCACAAGAUGUUUCUACAGUGCUCAUGAUAAUGUCGUCAGUCUGGUGUGUGCAUGGAGAGAAAAAACAAAACACAAGAGAUAUAAAAAAAGGAUAUAAAAUCUAUUAAAUGUCUGCAAAGUGUUAUGCAGGUGGGGACUGUUGAUGAAGACACAGCUUAGAUUUUUACACUCGACAGUGAGAUUAGCGUUGUUUUCCUCGUUCCACUGCUGGCGAAGCGUCCAGGCCAGUCGUCUUUGUAUAGAUGUAUAUUAGGCCUCCCACGAGGUUGACCAAUAAAUAAAAUUUAUGUCACUUUGAAAUAUCACAAGGGUACACUGUAAAAAAAGAAGAAAGUCAGUCUUUGUUGACCAAUGCGAGAGCAAGAUAGGACCGUCUAAUUUUUCAUAUUUUUGGGGGGACUGCGUGCCCUCCUUUUUUCAACCCAGCACGUCAAAGAGUUUUCUGAGUUCAACUUUUUUCUUUUUUUUGCAUUUUCUUUUUUGGAAAUUUAAACACAAGCACAAGAGCUUGAUUUUUUUACAACACAAAAAGUUUAACUUUUUGGAAAAACAACACGUAGUUUUAAAAAGGAAAAAAGGAGAAAAAAAGCAACAAUCCCCCGUCACUGAUUCAGUUCAUUUCUUUGUCUCGAUAUUAGCAGACAGACAGACAGAAAAGAUUUGCUCACAGUAGCCGUGUUUCCAUAAGAUUGUCAAACAAAUUUGAAGCAGCCUUUUGAAUAAAAGUUUCCAUUAACUGAUCUGAAGUGAAUAAACGUGCCUGAAGGUGGCAAUGUGGAGCAAAAGAGGCAGAAACAAAACAAUUAAAUAAACCUUUUAAAGAAGAGGCAUACAAACUUCUUGUGUUUAGUUUGUACUGCAGCUGCCCUUCAAAGUACUGUUUCUUUGCAGUAUGCACAAUGUUGGAACGUAAAAGUUUGUCAUAAUAUCGCGCCUUAUACUUUCAUGUAGCCGCACAGAGGAUUGUGCAUAAGAAUAGCUAGAAAAGCAUGCUAGCUUGCAAACUGCAAAUGCUGACUCAACAUAGUAGAACAUCAGGGUAUUUUUGGAACAUUUAAUGUUUCUUACAGUGGAACAUGCUCACUGCAACAAACCCUUUGUGCUUCUACAAGAGAAAAGUGGAAAAAGUGUUCAGGAACCAGUUUUCAAUCUAAGAAAUUCACAACAAACAUUUACAUUAGUUAGUAUUUACUGUCUGGAAAUGAAAAGAUGUUUUCAUAAGAUUGGAAUGCGAAUUUGAAGCCAAAUGAAAUGUUGUUUCCAUUUACUGAUUUGAGGCGAAUAAACACACCUGAAGGUGGCGAUGUAGAGUAACAGAAAAAUGUCACAAAACAACUGAAUUUGCCCAGGCUUUCAUUCUAGCUUGCAAACUGCAAAAUGUGACUGUGUGUAGCUGAACACCCUGGUUUAUGAUUUUGUGAUUUGGGUCUUUUUCUCGUGUUCUAUAUACAGCUUUGUUUUUCUGCAAGAGGAAAGCAGAAAGACGUUUUCAGGAACCUGUUUUCAAUUUGGAACAUUGUCAUUAUUCUUUCACGUUAGCUGGUAUUUAUGUGGCUUCAUGUUGUCUAGAGACAGAAAGGUAUUUUCAUCCAAUAUCACUCACAGAACAACUUUGCUCAACAUGAAUCACUACAAUGAAAGGAAAGAAGUUGCACAAAUGCUGUAUUUUAAUUUCGGCCUUAACUCUUGUUUUUUUCCACACAUCAUGCCAUGAGCUCAUGAUGUGAGCUCUGUAUGCCAUGGCUUGUAGUACACUGUUAUGGAUAUUCUAACAAGUGGAUAGAAGUCUUCAGGAUCCUGUUUUCAAUCAUGUAAACUGUCAUGUCUGUUCGGCCAUGUUUCUCGCUGUCUGGAGACAAAGUGGUGUUUCCAUCCAGGGCAUGUGAGGGGAGCGGUAAUAACUUCCAUUAUCGCUCAACUCAGAUUUCACUCCUAAGAAUAUAAAUGACUCACUGUUAGCGCUAACAAAAGAAAAGAACACUGCAUAUGUUCUGUAUUCAGUUUUACCUCCAACACACCUGGUUCCUUCCCAUGUUAUACUUUGAGCUUAUGACAUUAGCGGCAUUGGAACAAGUUAUGGCAGCGCUCCGGCUUUUAAAAAAAUUCGUCCGAAAUCAUUCAUUUCUACCGUUUCCACCUUCCAUGAGUCACAUUAACUCCAAAACCAUCUCAAGCUUGCAUUAAGUUGACCCAAAUUUCAAUUUUUUCUAAAGUGACACUUGAAAACACCUUAUGGAAACACGGCUAGUUAACCUCGUGCAUCUCUGCGAAUGUGAAAUUAGCCAAUCAGUCUGAUCUGUCGGGACACCAACACCAACGCUCAUCCUCCGUUUCCGGACUCCUCCUCCAACGGCGGCGCCAGCAUGACUUUGGAAACCCGUUUCCAAGCUGCAUGCACAUUUUUGUAAAACAGAUACAGGAAAAAACAAAAAGAUACCGAACUAGAUACGUGUGUUAGUUCCACAUACUGUUGGGCCGCUUGUAUGUUGCAUGCAGUUGUACAGUUUGCUCGUACUUGAAUAUUAGAGAUAAAACCAAGAAACUGAAGCCAUUCCCAUUAAAGACAUCCGAAACUCCACGUCCUCUCAGUCCGGUGCUGAAUGUCUCUCGAGCUGAAAUCCCCAAGAUUACGUUGAUGUCUUUCCUCGAACCCUCUGGAAGAUGUACUGCAGACCUCACAGCGCCCUCUACUGUUAGUCCACGUCAUAGUAUACCUCCAAGGGGCUGAGACAGAGAAACACGUACAAAUCAGACCCACUGAUAAUGAUUUCAGAUCACACACGAGCUGAUGAGUUGAGAAUAAAUGAGUCGCUCACUGUAAAUAUCAGCUCACUGGGUUUUCAUCGGUGAAAAUCGCUAAAAAAAAAAAAAGGGGGGCCAAGUCAUACAGCGAGUCGGGACCAGAACGCAUGGACUCGGGUCAGAACCGCUGCUCCAAAACACCCGGUCUACGUCCCAUUUCAGAGGAGAUUUUUUUCUUUUCAUUGUCCGGUGAAGCUGGUUUUUCUUUAUUUUUUUGUUUUCCUUCGAUUUUCUUUAUUUUUCGUCAGUAUUAACAGGAAAAAAAACGCUGAUUGUUUACAACUUCUGUGUUCCACUGAAACGACAAGAAAAUUAGAAAAAAGUAAAGCAUUCACUGCAACAUUUCUUGUUUGUAUAACAGAUGUGGCUCAAAUGAUGUGUAUGUUUUAUAUAUAAAAAAGUUCAUUUUUAUUAUUUACAAAUAAAAAAGAAUGUGUGGAAAAACAA